UUAGUCUCUAAGGUGCCACAAGUACUCCUGUUCUUUAUAUAAACAUCUUCAUCGCUAAAGUGAGACCCCUCUGAAAAUGCCCUUACAAUUAGUUCAAAAUAUGACUUGGCUGGUCUGCCUAUUUUGCUGACUUUAAAUGGUCCUGAUGAUGCUUCUAGUUGAGAGUUCUUUUAAAUAGCUACUCAGUGGUUCUCAAACACUGGGUCAGGACCCAAAAGUGGGUCACCACCUGGUUUUAAUGGGGUCGCCAGGGCUGGCAUUAGACUUGCUGGGACUGAAGCCCAGCCCCACCACUGUGGGCUAAAGCCCAUGGCGAGGUUCAGGUUACAGGUUCCCCCACCUGGAACUGAUGAUCAGGCUUUGGCUUUCGGCUCAGGCAGGCUCAGGCUUUGGUCCUGUUCUCCCGCUCCCCUUGGGUCAUGUAGUAAUUUUUGUUGUCAGAAGGAGGUUGCGGUGCAAUGAUGUUUGAGAACCCCUGAGCUAGGUAUGGUGUAAAUAACACUAAGCAUUACUUUACCCGUGGUCAUUUUGCAUGCAGCUCCCAUACAAUCCAUCUUCUCUCUUGCAAUGUCGUCGUCAUCAUCCUCUUCAUCCUCACCGUCACCACCACCAAGGCGACCUGGUAGACCCACCAUAUAUUCCCCAUUAGAGAAAAAGAGGAGGAGAAAGAGUCUAGAGAGAAAAAGGGCUCAAUCAAGGAUAUGUAUAAGAGAACAGAUAGGAAGAUGGAUGUCACUUAGGGAAACACUUAAUGUCUUCUCACAUGCUGAAGUUGCCAAGUUUUUGCUGGACUUAUAUGACAAUUAUGAAAACCGAGAUGCGUGCAAGGAAUCAAAAGUGAAAAUACAGGAAGCGGAUGGAAACUCAACAUUAAAUGCAGAAGAGGAUGUGCCAGAGACCUCUUUAACAGCAGGCACUGAAAGAUUGCUAUGUGAAGAUUUAGAGGAUGAAUCUACAGACAGUUCAGGGGAAGAGUGUACUAUUGAUAAUGAAUAUGACCUUUCUAAAAGUUUUUCUUCAGUUAAACACUUGAAAAAUGUGUCUAUAGCAGAGGAUAUAUUGGGUAUAACAGAUGAAUGUGAUGAUGGGUCACAAGGUGACUUUAUAGAAACCUUUGAGGAGACAACUCGUGAUAUGACUUUGGAUGACACCCAGGAUAUUUCUCAUGAAAAAAUUCACAUUGUUUACGAACGAUGCCUUCUUCAACUAGCCAAAAAAAUUGUUAUACCAAAAUGUAUGUUUUGUGCUGGUGAAGUUGAUAUUUCUGUACAGCCUGUUUCCUCCUGUGUGCAUUUGAUAUGGAAAUGUAGUGCAGGACAUAUAGCAUUUGAAUGGUCUUCUCAACCCUUGGUAAAAGGACAGACGCAUGCAGGAGACCUUGCUUUAUCUGCUGCAAUCAUACUGUCAGGAAACAAUUUUGGAAAAAUUUCACAAAUGGCAAACUUUAUGAAGUUGACAUUCGUAAGUGCAAGUACAUUCUUCAGAAUGCAACGUCACUUUAUUGUUCCAACUAUAGAAUCCUUCUGGUGUCGUAUGAAGCAACACAUUUUGGAGGAAUUACAUGGGAAGGAAGUAGUCAUUAUGGGAGAUGGACGCAUGGAUGGCCCUGGCCACUCUGCACAGUAUUGUGUAUACUCAUUCAUGGAUUUAGAAACUAAACAAAUUUUAGCUAUUGAAAUAGUGGAUAAACGCAAAACGCAACUGAACUCCCCAUUUAUGGAGAAGGAAGCCUUUCGAAGAGGAUUACAAAAGUUGUUGGAUGAACAGCUAAUGGUCAAAGAAGUGGUUACUGAUUCACACACUCAAAUCUCUGCUUUGAUAACAAAGAAAUUUCCCUGUGUAAUCCAUUCAUAUGACAUAUGGGGUGGUGCCAAAAAUCUUGGAAAUAAAUUAAUUGAGGCUAGCAGACAGAAAGAUUGUCGCCGUCUUUUACAGUGGUGUUCAGAUAUUGUCAAUUAUUUCUGGUUUUGCUGCAAGGAAGCAAAUUCAUAUGAAAAAUUUAUUGGAAUGUGGUGUGGCUUAGUUCAUCAUGUGGUCAAUGAACAUCAGUGGGCUAGUGGAAACGGCAUCAUUGAGGGACGGUGCAAACAUGGUCCUCAAAUGGAUGAAAGAGAAAAGGAAUGGCUAGAAAAGGGAAGCAAACCUCACACUGAAAUGUGCAGAAUAAUUUUGGAUAAAAAGUUUCUGAGAAACAUCCCAUACUUUCUACAGUUUAGAUCCACAUUUGAUCUGGAACAGUUUCAGCAGCAUGUGCAUAUGUAUGCUCCCAAAAGAUUUGAAUACACCUAUCCAGUGUACAGAGCAAGAUGUUUUUUGGCGGCUAUUGAUUACAAUAUGCAUUUGAACCGGCAAACCAUGCACAAUCAACAGAAUCAGUUAAUAUACCGUAGAAUUUACCAUAGGAAAUCUGGGAGAUGGACCUUGGUACCCAAGAAAGAAAAUAAGCAUUAUGUAUAUACUGAUGACAUAAUGGAGGAGAUAUUUCAACGCUGUUUGGGGAUGUAGCAAGAGGUCCUGAAGGCUAAACCUCUGAAACCAAAUAUUUCAAGACUGAUUGCAAAAUGAAUUAUACUAAUUAGCCUUCUUUCACAAUUAAAAAAAAAACUUCUUCAGGCUUAUAUUUAUUGGAAUUACCUAUGGUGUUAUUCUACUGGUGGGAAGCUGAGAAAGGAGUUAAGUGACUUGUCCAAGGUCACAGAGGGACUUGGUGUCAGAACUGAAGCAGUCUGGAAUUUAUUCCUUUUCUCUAAUGUGGCAGUUUCUCAAGAUUUAAAUUCUCUGUUUUAAGUACUUCAUUUUGUAUGUCUCUCUAAAAAUAUGUGAUCUGCCUCUGUACAUAGAUGACAUUAAUUUUAUCAUAAUGUGAUUUAUUUAAGUUUUUAAAAUUACUCAUGCAGGGCAUGAGGGAGAGAUGCUCAGGUAGCACAUUUCUCAUUUUGAUUUUUCUAUGAGCUAGUGCCGCACUAAUAUGAGGGUGACCCCUUUCAUAAAUUUUAGUACAUGUACACAUAUAAACUUAACAUAUUUUCUGUAUAUGAAAUAUGUUCUUUCCAGUUGGGUUUUGAGUCUAUGAUUGCGUGGUCAGCCUAGAAAGGGUGUGUUUGUUGGGCUUAACUGGGGCCCAUGGGAGCUUUGGAAUGUCGUGUUUGGCAGGGCUGUGGCAAUUUGAGAGAUCUGUACAAAUAAGUAUCCUCAAGACUUUAGAGUAACCAAAAAACCACCUUGGGGAACUGAAUGUCUUUUCUUUCUUUUUUACCUCCCUUUAACUAAUAUUUUAAUCUACCUGAGUCCUCUUGGUACCAUGCCAGAAA
Chrysemys picta bellii (western painted turtle) is the source of this 3311-nucleotide messenger RNA. NCBI's taxonomy places the organism in Eukaryota, Metazoa, Chordata, Testudines, Emydidae. The record is from RefSeq and is a predicted model, not a curated record.